UGGACUGGAGGGGCGAGAGGAGGAUAAACUGAGCGGACAAAGAUGUAAAUAAAAACAGUCGUCCCCCAGCUGAGCGAGGCGGUUUUUUUUUCUCGUCUGAGUUUUUUGGAUCAAUCAGGCAGACAGUGGCUUCUUUUGAUUAAACCCCAAAUUGUCAUUGGGCAGAGGUAAUCAUGUGACAGGCAAUUCGGUCCAAUUUCAACCUUGUCUCCAUGAAUUCAAUAGUUUAAUAGUAGCUCGGUCCCCAUACGGCCGUAAUCAGUGAUAUAGAAAAAACACCAUCACGAGAUUUUUUUUAAAUGAUUUUUUCUUUCUCGUCCUCACUGAGCCGCAACAUUUAUAAAAAUACGCGUGCAAACUUUCCUCGGCUCUCAGGGAGCGGAGAUGAAUUACGAAUUCGAGCGAGAGAGCGGUUUUAUCAAUAGUCAGCCGUCGCUUGCUGAGUGCCUGACAUCUUUCCCCCCUGUCGCUGAUUCAUUUCAAAGUUCAUCAAUCAAGAGCUCGACGCUUUCACGCCCGACACUGAUUCCUCCUCCCUUUGAGCAGACCAUUCCCAGCCUGAACCCGGGCAGCCAUCCGCGGCACGGCCGGCCCAGACACAGCCCCGACGGAUGCAGUCAGCUGCCCACCGCCUCCUUACCCCCGGAGUACCCCUGGAUGCGGGAGAAGAAAGCCUCCAAGAGGAACCACCUGCCGACCUCCACCGCCACCGCCAUCUCCAAUGGACCUGUGUGCUUUUCCCCAAAAGGCUCGCCUGAGAUUGUGGAGAGCGGCGGAGGGGGAGGAGGGGGCUCUCGUCGGCUGAGGACAGCGUACACCAACACACAGCUGCUAGAGCUAGAGAAGGAGUUCCACUUCAACAAGUAUCUGUGCCGGCCGAGGCGGGUGGAAAUAGCGGCUCUGCUGGACCUGACCGAGAGGCAGGUCAAAGUCUGGUUCCAGAACCGGCGCAUGAAGCACAAGCGGCAGACGCAGAGCAAGGAGAACCACAACGGGGAGGGGAAAGGGCCGGGGGCCGAGGACGGCAUCCAGAGCGACGAGGAGGACGAGGCCCCCCCGUACGAGCGGAGCGGGGCCCUGCUGGAGAGAGAUACCUGCUCCUUUCAGAACAACUCUCUCGGCUCCACGCAGCAGCUCCACAAUGGAGAGUCCAUGAGCUUUGCUGCUGCGCCGCUGAACAGCAAUGACAAAAAUCUGAAACAUUUUCCCAACCCGUCACCCACUGUUCCGGGCUGCAUGUCAACAAUGGGCCCCGGCUCGGCAUCUGGCCCGGACAAUGGCGACAGUCCCCCGGCCCUGGAUGUUUCUAUACACGAUUUUCAACCUUUCUCUUCGGAUUCCUGCCUACAGCUCUCCGACGCGGCCUCGCCGAGCUUGUCAGAGUCUCUGGACAGCCCCGUGGACAUUUCUACGGACAGUUUCUAUUUUUUCUCGGAGUCCCUAACUACAAUCGACCUGCAGCAUCUGAACUACUAACUGAAAUCAAUCACAAUAACUUUUUUUUUUCCCCCUUCCGGGACAAUAAAUAUCAGGCUACGAUGGUAUUAACUCUGAUGUUAUUUGUAUAUUCGGCACAUUUAUUCUGUUGAUAUUUGACUUGACGAUUAAUUCAAGGUAAGGAUGAAAUUAAAUCACUGAAGUAGCUCUACUCAAACGUGGCUUGUAAUUACCAUAACAAAUUGAUCUCUUGGAAUGGAAAUUAUGAGUGUAUGUGAAUAAUUAUACAAUAUUAGGCCUAUGGAACCUGCUCAUUUUUAUUUUUGUAUAGCUGCCAACGUCUUGGAUAUUUUUGUUAGAAUACAAUUAACUUGCUACAAUCUUUU
Lates calcarifer (barramundi perch) is the source of this 1823-nucleotide messenger RNA. RefSeq names its product homeobox protein Hox-A2a. The record is from RefSeq and is a predicted model, not a curated record. Gene Ontology annotation, molecular function: DNA-binding transcription factor activity, RNA polymerase II-specific; DNA binding. Gene Ontology annotation, biological process: regulation of DNA-templated transcription. Lineage: Eukaryota; Metazoa; Chordata; Actinopteri; Centropomidae. The coding region runs from base 385 to 1476 and encodes 363 amino acids. The transcript has 2 exons.